GUCAAGUUUGAGGCUCUUCUGCAAACUGCCACAGAAGCAGAACCAGCCGCAGAUUUGUUGCUGAAUGUUGCUGCUGGCAACGUUGGCCUCAUCACGUUCUUCGGCGACAAACUUGAGCAACACCACUGCAGAGACCUCUUAUCGGUUCGCGAGAAGCUGAGAGAAUUGCUUUCUGACUACAAAGACGUUUACGUUCGAACUUUUGGUGUGGAGAAUGGGAAGCCAGAUGCCGUCCAAACUUUGCUGAUCUCUGCGCUGCGGUGCUGUGGUAGCUUGACCAAGACAAGUGCAACCGGUCAGAAGUUGCCAUUGUGGGAUGCAGAAGAUGCUUCCCAUCGACGUGGCCUGUCCAAAGCAUACUACGCAGCGUUUGCCCCUGGAACAGACCUUUCACGUUGCUUGGUUCAAGUGUGCACAGAAGCGACCAUUUCCUUUGUGCACCCCUUGCAGCCGGAGAUCUACGCGUCCAAGUUCAAAUUUUCUUGGACGGACAUUGGGCUUCAGGAUCGCUGGAUCACCAACUUUGCUUGCAGUGACUCGGAACCAGCUGAGACUCCAAAGACGGUUCUGGAUUUGGUCCUGUCGUGGCUUUCGCAUGUAGAGAUCCACGUGUUGUUGUUGAUCCACAACAACAUCGUGGAUGCUCCGGAAAAGGAAUUCCAAACGUCAUUCUACCUGUUCUGCAAGGAUAUUUUGAAGCUCAGCCCAGUGGAACGUGAAAAGAAGACCCGGGGAGGAUUUGUCGAUAUGUUCAUUGAAGGGAACAUGGGCAUCGAACUCCUCAUCCGUGCCAGCCGGGGCAAUCUGAUGACUGCGGAAGGUCUUUUGACAAACUCUGCAACACGAGGCUCUUUGAUUGAGCAUGCAGAACGGGCAAAGGGCAAGUACAACGAAAUAGCCCAGAAUUGUGCCAAAGGCUACAUCACAGUGCUCCCGGCGACACUGGUGGACACCACUCCAGAUCAAGAGUGGGUGAACUUUCAGGCGCUGGCCACGAAUGAACUCGCGCAAGUUGGAUACCCUGUCGUAGUGGCCGUCGCUCCCUUCGGCUGGGCUGAGUGGGAUGUUUUCAUCCACCGCCCUUGCCAGGAUCCCAUGAGAGUGCAAGUUCCACGGCAACAGCUGAUGCUCAAGCUCAGCGACGGGGCGGUUGUGAGCGCCAGGCAGUUUUACCCCAAGCCCGAGGAGGUUUGGGUGCAGCAGUUGACUCGAAAGAUGAAGCUGACGGGCAGGGCCUUCAAAAUCAAGCCCGCUCCGGAUGAUGUCGCAGAGCUGGCAGACGCCAUCGUAGAGAAAAGGCCUCGCCUGAAUUGUGACGCAGCUGAGCUGGCAAUCUACCGCCAGGACUGGAAAGGUGAGUGGGAGGAGGCAGAAGAGGAUUCCGUCCUCUUUGAGAAUACGAAGAAGAGGCCCUACGGCUUCCUCACUCCAGGUUGA
Molecule: messenger RNA, 1437 nt
Organism: Symbiodinium necroappetens
Lineage: Eukaryota; Dinophyceae; Suessiales; Symbiodiniaceae
Source: the annotation of a GenBank genome assembly